Messenger RNA from Ornithodoros turicata, 1737 nucleotides. RefSeq lists its product as uncharacterized. Gene Ontology annotation, biological process: DNA integration. Gene Ontology annotation, molecular function: nucleic acid binding. The transcript has 2 exons. The record is from RefSeq and is a predicted model, not a curated record. Lineage: Eukaryota; Metazoa; Arthropoda; Arachnida; Ixodida; Argasidae. Bases 1 to 1737 code for a protein of 578 amino acids.
AUGCCAGCACCAAGGCAUACGGAGCAGCUGUUUACUUGGUUUCUCAACGUGGCGAAGGCCGAUUGGAAGCAUGUCUUUUGCUGGCCAAAACCAGAGUCGCCCCGAUGUGGAAGCCAUCUUGUGGACAGACUCGGAGGUUGCUUUGCAUUGGAUCCACGGAUCUCCCUCGGCGUGGAAACCUUUUGUACGGAACCGCGUUGCGGAGAUUCAAUCUUCUACGCAAUCCUGCCCAUCCUGCAUCCUGCAAAGCCCAUCCUGCAUCCUGCAAAGCCCAUCCUGCAAGUACGAAAGUACAGCUCGUUCUCCAGACUGCUCCGGGUUACGUCAUGGGUGCUACGGUUUGUCCACAACAUUAGGAGCCCUUCUCUCAAGGACAGGGGUAUGCCAAGUUCAGAAGAGAUUAAUGCGGCAGAGCACUAUUGGAUUAGAAAUGCUCAACGUGAGGCUUUUGGGUUGCAGCCUACCACCCACACUUCUCUUCGGAACGCCUCCUUGUUUCACGACGACGAAGGGAUCCUCCGCAUGCAAGGACGUCUCCAGUACGGUGUCUUUCCUGAUGCAGUCAAGCAUCCUAUAGUCUUGCCCUCGAACCACCCUAUCACAGCCAUGAUUAUCAGGCAGACUCACUUACGGUUGUUGCACGCUGGCGUCCAAGGAACACUGACUGACCUACGAGAGGCCUACUGGGUCAUUCGAGGACGGCAAGUGGUAAAGAGGGUGGUGCACGGCUGUCGCGUUUGCAGGCGAGCGAAAGCCCGCGCGUGUACUGAGAUUGCUGGUCCCCUACCUCGGGACCGAGUAUCAGCUGCAGCGCCAUUUGAUGUGACAGGAACCGAUUAUGCUGGGCCACUCUUUUACAGACCAGCCUAUGAAGAGAGCAAUGUUUCAAGAAAAUGUUACAUCCUCAUCUUCACUUGCGCCGUAACUAGGGCAGUUCAUUUAGAGCUCACAGAAUCUAUGACUGCCGAAGACUUUUUGAAGGCCUUCAAGAGAUUUGUAUCGAGGAGAGGUGUGCCAGGAACAGUAUACUCUGAUAAUUUCCGCACCUUCAAGAGUGUGUCCCGUGAACUUUCCGUUGGCCAGCUGUCGCAGGAUCCAGAUGUGAACGGGUUCCUUACGGUACAUCGGAUCAACUGGAAGUUUAUCGUUGAGCGCGCUGCCUGGUGGGGAGGCUUUUGGGAACGCCUAAUAAAAAGCGCCAAGGUGUGUCUACGGAAGAUACUGGGAAAAAGCACCCUAACGUACAGCGAGCUUGCCACUGUUGUCACGGAGGUGGAAGCCGUUCUGAACUCACGGCCCCUGACUUAUGUUUCCGAGGAUCCAGACGAUCUCUCCGUGCUCACGCCUGGUCACUUCCUGGUUGGUAAACGUAUUUCAGCCCUUCCCUACGAGCCUGUAGCCGAGGUGCGUUCGACGUCAAACCAGCUGAGGCGACGAUGGAAGUACCGCGAGCGCUUGAUGGAGUCGUUUUGGACUAGAUGGACCAAGGAGUAUAUCCUGUACCUGAGAUCUGCGAACAUACGCAAGCCACUUUCAUCGUGCAGCGUCAAGACAGGGGACAUCGUUCUCAUAGCCAAGGAGAAUGCGCCUCGGGUGUCUUGGCCCCUUGGCCGCGUUGAAAGUACAAGAGAGAGCGCCGAUGGCCGCAUCCGAUCUUGCCAGGUCAGGAUAUCGGGGGGCAAAAUUAUCUGUAGACCAAUUCAACUGCUACACAAGUUAGAGGCAGACGAAGAUUAA